Molecule: messenger RNA, 897 nt
Organism: Heterobasidion irregulare TC 32-1
Lineage: Eukaryota; Fungi; Basidiomycota; Agaricomycetes; Russulales; Bondarzewiaceae
Exons: 5
Coding region: 1-897 (298 amino acids)
Source: RefSeq, a predicted model, not a curated record
AUGGACGUACUACAAUCCCUGCCGGCUAAUCUUUCAGUAUCUGCACCUCCGGACGUGCCGAGCGGCAAGGAGGCAGGAAAGCGCGUCCUUCAUGCACGGAUCAAAGAACUCAAGGAUCAGGUCGAAGAGCUUCAGACGCGUGUACGUUGGCUAGAGACGUUACUCAAAUCGGGCAGGAAUGAGCAUGAGGGAACGCUUAAGGUUGAGGAUACAAAAAUAGACAGUGCUACUCAAGGUAGCCUGCAAGGAAACCUGGGUGGACGCGUGAAGUCAGAGGAAGAGGAAGAAGCAAAACAAUCUUUGAUAUCGGCGCGUAAGAGCACCAGGACUAUCAAAAAGCGCAAAAUGUUUGAUCCGACAGCGGACGAGCCCAUGCCUCGACGACGGCGCAGCUCAAUGAAGGUCAAGACGGAGGAUGGUGACCAGAAGUACAUCAAGGUGGACGAUGACUGUGAACAGGAGAAAAAGCCUCACCUUCGCUCACGAAGGCUGAAAGUCGAGGUGGUGAUGCCUCGCCGCUCGCGGCCUCGCGUGAAAUCUGAAACUCCCAUAGAUGUCGACACAAUUCCAACAAAAGCUGAAAAUUAUGCUGUCAAAAUGCCGCAAGACGAGGGAAUUGUUGUCGGGGUCCUAAAAACCGAUGCAUCUACCGGUCUUGACGACGUUCGAGCAGACACGGUUCCUGUUAUUAAGCCUUCGACUGAUAUGGAGGUCGAUGUCUCUUCAGAUCAGCCCAGUCUGCAGCAAGAAUUUGACUUUGCGCACCAACCUAAUAUGGAGUUGAUAGCAGCUCACCUCGAGCCACCUGUAGUGACACUCCCAAGUCUAAAUCUGGCGCCGGACGAAAUUGAUCCAAACGACAUAGAGGUAACAGAUGUCAGUGGUGCGUCGGUGUGA